Rhagoletis zephyria (snowberry fruit fly) is the source of this 2851-nucleotide messenger RNA. RefSeq names its product putative nuclease HARBI1. The record is from RefSeq and is a predicted model, not a curated record. Lineage: Eukaryota; Metazoa; Arthropoda; Insecta; Diptera; Tephritidae.
CUUGUAAACAUUGAUGCUGGUUCUGGGCAAAAACACUGUGGAUGACGUAGCCGGAGUUAUAUGCACAAUAAAUAUUGCAUAUCUUUCACAAUAGGGCUUCGGCCCCUAUUCUUUCCGAAAAUUCCUUUGCCUAUGUCCUCAUUCUCUUGCAUCAGCUCGACCAACCGCGCAAGUUGCCUUUUGUUGCUUACAAUUUUUUAUCUGUAAUUCAGACACAUACAUACAUAAGUAUUUUUCAGAAUUUUUUACAACUUCCAGUUUAAUUGACUUAACUUUUAUCCAUUAUAGUAACACUUUCUUAUGUAACACCCCUAUUAUGGAUUUCCGUACGAUAGACGAUAAACGCUUGCAAGCGUAUCGUAUAAAAUAAGUUUUCGUAUUAUCGUUUUCAUACGCCCGAUAGAUGCUCUAUUGUGAAUGACUGUGGUUUUUGUUUACUUUUAUUGUAAACUGUGACAUGCCAGCUGUUGUUUUCAAUUUAAAUUUUCUCAAGCGAGUAAUUUUCAUAGUCAAAUAAAAAGUAAUGUUCUCUGCAACAUCAAUUGGGUUUUAUAUAAAUUCGCAUGAAGAAACUGAAGAAACUCGCAUAGAGACGGUCGAAAGAAGGCUUUUAAAAGAUGCUUCAAAUCCCCUCGAAAUGAAUCCAAUAAUGUUUCAAAGAAACUUUAGACUUUCAAAGGAAUCUGUUAUAUAUAUUUUAACAGAAAUAGAAAAUAAAUUGCGUGUACGAAAGAGAAAAUCAGCCAUACCAGAUAUUGUAAAGCUUUGCACAACUUUGAGAUUUCUGGCGCAAGGAUCAUAUCAACAGAGUGUAGGUAAUGAAGCAUUACUUGGGUUAGCCCAGCCCACUGUUUCAAUUGCGUUAACAGAAACAUUGAGUGCCUUACAAACAACUCUUUGCAACAAGUGGAUAAACUCUAAGUAUACAGAGGAAGAAAAGAGGAGAGCGAAAAAUUACUUUUUUGAAACAAGUGGUAUUCCCGGAGUAAUCGGAUGCAUUGACGGCACACACGUCAAGAUUGUUGCACCAGACAAAAAUUUGCAGCAUCUGUACUACUGUCGGAAGGGGUAUUUCAGUAUAAACGCAAUGAUAGUAAGUGGACUUUUAUGUGUACGUGCAAGUUAAAAAAGAUUUUUCUUCCCUUUUAGAUGUGUGACGAUUUGAUUAAUAUCAAAUACAUUAAUGCCAAGCACCCAGGGGCUACGCAUGACUCUAUGGUUUUUCAAAUGUCCGGUUUAAAAUCACAAUUAGAGUCAAUGUAUAACCGUGGUUCAGAUAACACUUGGUUAUUAGGUAUUUAAAAUACUUCGUCCAUACAACUCAAACUUGUGAAUUGGAUUAUUUUUAUUUAUUAAGGUGAUGCUGGCUAUGCUUUAGCGCCUUAUUUGCUAACACCUUACAGAAAUGUUGAACCAGGAUCUAUAGAAAGCUUAUAUAACACCCGGCACUCCAAAGCUAGAAAAAUUAUUGAGAGGACAAUUGGGGUGUUAAAAAGCCGGUUUCGAUGUUUGCUAAGUGCUCGCUCACUUCAUUACACUCCUGCAAAAGCCACUUUAAUAAUAAAUGUUUGUGCGGCUCUACAUAAUAUUUGCAACCAUUACAAUGUCCCCCAUGAAUAAGUGAAUAUUGCAGACGUCCAGGACGGGAGUGUUGAAAUCUUAGAAGAAGCUAAUGCAAAUGAUAACGUCCCUAUGCGACAAGCUGCAGAAGAAAUCAGAAGAAAUGUCUUGUCGUGCUUGCACUAAUUUUUUCAUAUUUUUUUACAUUUUUAUUAAACAUAAGAAAAGCAUAUUCAUCGCUUCAGGUCCAAAUCAUUUCCAUUGUUUCAUUAAAUAAAAAUAGCAAAAAUAAAAAUCAGUUCACUGCAGUCUUUGACAUUUUCACUUAAAACUAAUUGUACUUUUGAUUACUUCCUAUAAAUUUCUUGUUUCAGUUCAAGCAGUUUUUUCUUAAGUUCUAGUUUAGCUUUUCGAGCCAUUCUUUUAUUCUGGAUAUCCUGCUUGUAAAGAGCUAGUUUAUCAUUUUUUAAAUAGUAAGAUCUUUUUGUGUAAGUCUCAAUAUUUGAAAGGCUCUUUUUAAUAUCGUUGAAGGUAUUAAGAGAUUUAUUUUGAAAAUGAGGCUGUUGAUUUGUUUGCUGCUCUAGUAGUGCAAUUUGGCGGUGUUCUUUGCGGCAAGUUCUAGUUCUCUCAUUGAGUAUCCGGUUUCGCGAGGGCGUCUGGAUGUCAUGGUCUUCUAAAAUUUCGAUUACUCUACCGGAAUCAUUUUCAUCUUGAUUUUCUUCUUCAUUUUCUACUCCAAAUUCUUCUCUUGGAGGGUUAUUAUAUUGAGUGUAGUUCAUCAAUCUAUUCACGGUCUCUUCCAGGUUGGAAAGUAAAACCGUGUUGUUUGGUCCACCUCCAGUCGCGAUGUUCUCUGCAUGGUUGUGUGCGCUCUUUUUUUUUGUCUUGUAUUUUAAGUCAUUCCAAACCUGCAAGUUAAUGUUUUGUUAUUUCAGUACCAAAAUAACGAUCUUAUAAUAUGCUUACUCGUUGCCACCGAACGUGUUGGUGGCCCUAAUGAAUUUAGAUCUUGUGCGACUUUCUCCCAUCGUGGCUUUGCAAGGGCUUUAGGACAUACACCUCUUGCAAGGUCCGUAUUCUCCUCCAUAAGCGAAGCCAGACGCUCCAAUUGAUGUUUCGUGAUCACAACUCUCGGCCUGAAAAAGUAUUAAUAAAUAUUUUGUUUAAAUUCUUUUAUUAACUCGUUUUACUCACUUCAAUACUUACAUGACUCCAAUUUUAUCAAAUAAAUUUAGUAUUCUUAACUGUUUGGACUGUCUAUCACUUAAAAAUGGCGACCCGCUUGCAAGCG